GGUACGAAUAAAGUCCUACGUCGUUUACGUGGCAGAAUGUCUUGCUAAUAAAGGUAGACGGAAUUUAGUUGCUAUGUUAGUCUGAUUCAGUCUGUAGUCUGUGGCAAGUAGUGGUUUCUAUAAAAAAAAAGUGCCGUUAUGUCUCUCGAUCAGACAUUUGAAGCAGCCGCCUCAGGUGUGAAAAAUUUAACUAAACGACCAACCGACGAGGAACUCUUGGAAAUCUAUGCACUUUACAAACAAGCGACUGUUGGCGACGUUAACACGGAGAAGCCGGGUAUACUCGAUCCGAUGGGCAAAGCAAAAUGGGAUGCAUGGAGCAGCAAGAAAGGAACUUCAAAGGAUGCUGCCAAAGAAGCAUAUAUAGCACUUUCUGACAGUCUUAAAGCGAAAUAUCAAUAGUGAACUUUAUACGAAAAAAUGUAAAAUUUUGAUUAACCAAUUUUGCAAGAAAAAAAUAAAUUUCAUAAUUAUUGUUUUCAUCUUUAA
This is a messenger RNA of Cephus cinctus (wheat stem sawfly), 489 nucleotides long. RefSeq names its product acyl-CoA-binding protein. The transcript has 3 exons. Gene Ontology annotation, molecular function: fatty-acyl-CoA binding. The coding region runs from base 139 to 402 and encodes 87 amino acids. Gene Ontology annotation, biological process: fatty acid metabolic process. Lineage: Eukaryota; Metazoa; Arthropoda; Insecta; Hymenoptera; Cephidae. The record is from RefSeq and is a predicted model, not a curated record.